Molecule: messenger RNA, 492 nt
Organism: Durotheca rogersii
Lineage: Eukaryota; Fungi; Ascomycota; Sordariomycetes; Xylariales; Xylariaceae
Product: vacuolar ATP synthase 16 kDa proteolipid subunit
Exons: 4
Coding region: 1-492 (163 amino acids)
Biological process (GO): proton transmembrane transport
Cellular component (GO): proton-transporting V-type ATPase, V0 domain
Molecular function (GO): proton-transporting ATPase activity, rotational mechanism
Source: RefSeq, a predicted model, not a curated record
AUGCCGGACUUUUCUGAAGCUUGCCCGGUCUACGCGCCGUUUUUCGGUGUCAUGGGGUGCACGGCAGCUAUCGUCUUCACCUGCUUAGGUGCCUCCUACGGAACCGCCAAAUCCGGUGUUGGCAUCGCUGCCAUGGGCGUCUUGCGGCCUGACCUCAUCGUGAAGAAUAUUGUCCCUGUUAUUAUGGCCGGUAUCAUCGGUAUCUACGGUCUCGUUGUUUCCGUCCUGAUUUCCGAUGGCCUUACCCAACGACUUUCCCUCUUCACCAGUUUCAUCCAGCUGGGUGCGGGUCUCUCGGUGGGUCUCGCUGGUCUGGCUGCCGGCUUCGCUAUCGGUAUUGUUGGUGACGCGGGUGUGCGAGGGACUGCCCAACAACCUAGACUCUUCGUCGGCAUGAUUCUUAUUCUCAUUUUCGCCGAAGUGCUGGGUCUAUACGGCCUCAUCGUGGCUCUGCUCAUGAACUCCAAGGCUGGCAGUGACACCAGCUGCUAA